GCAUUGCAGCAGGUUGUUGCAAGCUUCUGCAGUGUAAUAAUCGCAGAAAUGGCAGGAGCUGCGGCAUCUGUCGGUGUGGCGCUUGCAUGGCUGGGUCUCAUGGCCGCAGCGGCGAGUGCCACGCAGUUCAGGGUCGGAGGAGGCAGAGGCUGGAGCGUGCCGGACGCCAACGCCGAGCCGUACAACUCGUGGGCCGGGAGGAUGAGGUUUCAGAUCGGCGACCAGCUGCUGUUCGUGUACCCGAAGGAGACGGACGCGGUGCUGGUGGUGGACCAGGGGGCGUACAACGCGUGCAACACGUCGGCGGCGGCGACCGCCGGCGGCAGGUUCGACGACGGCAGAACGGUGUUCACGUUCGACCGGUCGGGGCCCUUCUUCUUCAUCAGCGGCAACGAGUCCAACUGCCGCGCCGGGGAGAAGCUCAUUGUCGUCGUCAUGGCAAAUCGCAGCGGCCGCCACGCCAUGCCACCGUCGCCUGCGCCAGCGGCCACCCCGAGCCUAGCACCGUCUCCGGCAGCAUCGGCUCCGAGCCCGUCGACGUCGUCGUCGCCUGCUCCGUCGGUUUCACCUAUGGUGCCGGCCCCUGCAGCCACCCCGGGCUCUGCACCACCGUCGCCGGGAGCUCUCGCACCUGCACCUGCCCCAACGACGACUCCGAGCUCGCCGCCGGCGCCGGCGGCCAUGGCGCCGUCACCGUCAACUACGCCUGGUGGAACCGUGCCACAGCCGCCGCCUGGAACUGACGGGGCGAACGCGACCACGCCGGCGGCGCCUACAGCCAACGACCGGAGCGGCGGUGCUCCGGCGGUGGUGGCAGGCGCCCUGACGUCGCUGGGAGCAUGCAUCAUCGGUUUCGCCAUGCUAGCUAUCUGAAGCAUUCAGCUUGUGCAGUGACGUGUUCUUCUUUUGUGCAGUGUAAAUUAAGUUAAACUGAGUAUGCAUAUUACAGAUACUGUGAAGAGGAUUUAAUUACUGUCUCUGAAUUUGUUUUUUUUUACAUUGGUAGAAUAAUGAAAGUGAAAUAAAAUGUGGUUGUAUUCAAAAAAGAAUUAAAG
Messenger RNA from Oryza brachyantha (malo sina), 1055 nucleotides. Its product is annotated as early nodulin-like protein 3. Gene Ontology annotation, cellular component: plasma membrane. Bases 49 to 873 code for a protein of 274 amino acids. The record is from RefSeq and is a predicted model, not a curated record. Gene Ontology annotation, molecular function: electron transfer activity. The transcript has 2 exons. Lineage: Eukaryota; Viridiplantae; Streptophyta; Magnoliopsida; Poales; Poaceae.